This is a messenger RNA of Komagataella phaffii GS115, 1062 nucleotides long. Its product is annotated as Fructose 1,6-bisphosphate aldolase, required for glycolysis and gluconeogenesis. Lineage: Eukaryota; Fungi; Ascomycota; Pichiomycetes; Pichiales; Pichiaceae. Gene Ontology annotation, molecular function: zinc ion binding; fructose-bisphosphate aldolase activity. Bases 1 to 1062 code for a protein of 353 amino acids. The transcript has 2 exons. Gene Ontology annotation, cellular component: cytosol. The record is from RefSeq and is a predicted model, not a curated record. Gene Ontology annotation, biological process: gluconeogenesis; glycolytic process.
AUGUCUACAUUUGAUUUCCUUUCCAGAAAAAGCGGUGUCAUCGUUGGAGAUGACGUUAGAAAGCUAUUCGAAUAUGCAAGAGAAAGGAAAUUUGCCAUUCCUUCCAUCAAUGUAACGUCCUCUUCUACAGCGGUUGCUGUAUUGGAGGCUGCUAGAGACAACAAAUCACCAGGAAAAGGCGUCAAUAAUAAAGACCUUAGCGCUUCAGUGACUGGAUCUAUUGCUGCUGCUCUAUUGAUCAGAACUAUUGCACCUUCUUAUGGCAUACCUGUCAUUCUGCACACUGACCACUGUCAAAAAAAAUGGCUCCCUUGGUUUGACGGAAUGUUAGAUGCAGAUGAAGAAUAUUUCAAGACCCAUGGAGAGCCUUUGUUCUCCUCCCACAUGUUAGACCUGUCGGAGGAAACAGACGAUGAAAACAUUGCUAUUUGUGUGAAAUAUUUCAAGAGAAUGACAAAAAUGAACCAGUGGUUAGAAAUGGAGAUUGGGAUAACUGGUGGGGAGGAAGAUGGAGUGAAUAACGAAAAUGCUGAUAAAGACUCACUCUAUACCAGUCCCGAAACUGUUUUUGCAGUUCAUAAAGCACUGGCUCCUAUUUCUCCAAACUUCGCCAUUGCUGCAGCCUUUGGCAAUGUUCAUGGGGUCUACAAACCUGGCAAUGUGGAGUUGAGACCAUCAAUUUUGGGUGAACAUCAAGCUUACGCAGCUCAACAGUUAGGCCUUAAAAAUGGAUCAAAACCACUUUUCCUAGUUUUCCAUGGCGGUUCGGGAUCUUCUCAACAAGAGUUCAACACUGCUAUUAACCAUGGAGUUGUUAAGGUUAAUUUAGACACUGAUUGUCAAUAUGCAUACACCAUUGGUUCAAGAGACUAUAUCCUGAAAAACAAAGACUAUCUUCAAUCCAUGGUUGGAAAUCCGCAGGGAGCUGAUAAACCCAACAAGAAAUACUUUGAUCCAAGAGUGUGGAUUAGAGAGAGUGAGAAAACCAUGAGUGGCCGUGUUAAAGAGGCUCUGGAGGUGUUCCAUGCUGCUGGUACCUUCAAGUCUGAGUCAAAACUGUGA